CGGCCGAACUGAAAGCAGUCGCAGCUGCCAACCGCCACAACCGCGCGAAAAAAAAAUCCGAAAAGAAUCGAGUAUCCAAAAAAAGUUUCAAAUUUCGAGAUAAAUUAAAAACGUUAGUUUUUCAAAGUGGAUCAAAGACAGAAAGACGCCGGCGUCGGCGGUUUUGGUUUCUUCGGCGCCUCAACGGCGUCAAAUAUUCGAGGGAUUUUUUCUACCCGGUUCGGAAACGCUUUAUCCGAUACAGGUUAAAGGGAUGGCACUGCGACUAGCUCCAACCACACCCCAGCAACUCAAGAAAGAAGUACCAGAAGAAGACGUUUAAAUUGAAAGUCAGAAGUUAGAAGCGAAAGAAUUUUCGAAAUGGCUGGUCCGAGAACCAUCCCCAUCAUCAACAUGGAACUAAGUGAACUGAAAGACGUCGUUUGGAACAAGUUGCAAGAACCAAGAUCGCAGCGUAAAUUAAUUUUGGUGAUCGUUUCGAUCGCUUUGCUUUUGGAUAAUAUGCUGUAUAUGGUUAUAGUUCCUAUUAUUCCGGAUUAUCUCCGGUACAUAGGUGCUUAUGCAGAUGACCCGAUUGAUGAAAAUGUUACAGUAGCUCCAGGUGAACCAUUUAAACAUAAACAUCACGGCCAAGAUUCCGCCACCGGUAUUUUAUUUGCAUCAAAAGCUAUCGUACAAUUAAUGGUAAAUCCAUUUUCGGGAGCUCUAAUCGAUCGAAUCGGCUAUGAUGUUCCCAUGAUGAUUGGAUUAACCAUAAUGUUCCUUUCAACGGCAGUUUUCGCUUGCGGAAGAAGUUAUUCGUUACUAUUUUUCGCGCGAAGCCUUCAAGGUGUAGGUUCGGCUUUCGCGGAUACUUCCGGUUUGGCAAUGAUCGCGGAUCGAUUCACCGAGGAGAACGAACGAUCGAAAGCUUUAGGAAUAGCUUUAGCGUUCAUUAGUUUCGGGUGUUUGGUCGCGCCGCCAUUCGGUGGAGCUUUGUAUCAAUUCGCCGGCAAAGAAGUUCCAUUUUUAAUACUCGCUUUCGUCUCGUUGAUAGACGGUUUUAUGUUAUUGUUGGUGAUGAAACCGAUUAAAACGCAAAUUAAAGAGGCUCAAGUGAGUAAACCCCCUUCAGUACCCAUUUGGAGGUUAUUCAUGGAUCCUUAUAUUGCCGUAUGUUCCGGGGCUUUGAUGAUGUCUAAUGUAGCUUUGGCGUUUUUGGAACCAACGAUUUCGUUGUGGAUGGAAGAUAAUUUAACGACCGAAAAUUGGAAAGUUGGAAUAAUUUGGUUGCCCGCAUUUUUCCCGCACGUCUUUGGGGUUAUCUUAACGGUAAAAAUGGCGAAGAAGUAUCCUCAUUAUCAAUGGUUAAUGGCGGCCUGUGGAUUGGCUUUAGAAGGACUUUGUUGCUUCAUCAUUCCAUUCGCAUCAUCCUACAAAGUCUUAAUGAUUCCUAUUUGCGGAAUAUGUUUUGGAAUCGCGUUAAUCGACACUGCUUUACUUCCAACACUCGGUUAUCUUGUUGAUGUUCGAUACGUUUCUAUAUAUGGGAGCAUUUAUGCGAUUGCAGACAUUUCUUAUUCGGUGGCUUACGCGAUCGGUCCGAUUAUAGCCGGAGGAGUUGUUGAAGCAAUCGGAUUUACCGCCCUCAACUUCGGAAUCGCAAUCUCAAACUUAUUAUACGCGCCGGUUUUGAGAUAUUUAAAGGAUAUUUAUGAUUUUAAACCGUUUGAGAACGAAGCUAAUAUUUUAAUGGGCGAUCCUCCGAACAAAGAGUAUCAAACUUAUAGUUUACAAGAUCAUCAAAAAGUGAAUACUGAAGAAUUCAAAAAUCAUCUUGAAUAUUCCCAACAACAAGAAACCAAUUUAGAUCGAAAUGAAGUUAAUGGGUAUCAACAAGGUUAUCAACAAGGUCAGCAACAAGAAUAUCAACAGCAAGGGUAUCCACAACAAGGAUUUCCACAACAAGGAUAUCAACAGCAAGGUUACCAACAACAAGGAUUUCAACAGCAAGAUUACCAACAGAAUCAAAGUAGAAGAGCUCUUCCUGAACAGCCUCAAGGAAAUCCUAAUCCUUUUCGAGGUCCCGAACAACAACAAUCGGCUGUAAGAAAUCCUUUUAGACAAGGUUUUAAUUAAACGAAAAUUUUUCUGAGGGUUGUGUAGUUGCAGAAAAACAUUAAGGUAAGAAUUAAGAUUAAUGGGUGAUGUAAAGAUACUAAAUUAAAAAGGAAACAUUAAAAAGUACUCCCAGUUUCAAUAAAAAUGGUACGAAAGCAAAAUUUUAUUUUCGCUGAGUUGCAAGUUAAUGCUGAAGUGGUAAUCUUCAGAUUUUGUUAAUGUUAAUCGCUUUAAAUUUUUAGAUUGUGCAAAUUAGUUCACUUUUUCUUGUAAAUAAUGUAGAUAA
Messenger RNA from Onthophagus taurus, 2386 nucleotides. It is a transcript of the gene VAChT, whose product is annotated as Vesicular acetylcholine transporter. Lineage: Eukaryota; Metazoa; Arthropoda; Insecta; Coleoptera; Scarabaeidae. Gene Ontology annotation, molecular function: xenobiotic transmembrane transporter activity; acetylcholine transmembrane transporter activity. Gene Ontology annotation, cellular component: AP-2 adaptor complex; AP-1 adaptor complex; terminal bouton. Gene Ontology annotation, biological process: xenobiotic transport; transmembrane transport; chemical synaptic transmission. The record is from RefSeq and is a predicted model, not a curated record.